Molecule: messenger RNA, 1397 nt
Organism: Mercurialis annua (annual mercury)
Lineage: Eukaryota; Viridiplantae; Streptophyta; Magnoliopsida; Malpighiales; Euphorbiaceae
Product: probable carboxylesterase 6
Exons: 1
Coding region: 167-1210 (347 amino acids)
Molecular function (GO): hydrolase activity
Source: RefSeq, a predicted model, not a curated record
UUCAUCACAUGUUGACAUGUGGCCACUUCCCAAUUCCCCAUUUUCCCACCAUUUCUACAAUCCUUAGCCUUAUCCUGUUCCUUCUCCUCACUAUAAAUACAAACUAUUACCAAGUUCCAACCAAACUAAACAUAAAAAUAUUACAUUCUGAGAAAGAAAAAUAAGAAUGGUUGCAGUUUCUUUAGAUUCAGGCUUAAGCAGCUUACAAAUCGGCAAAGAAUGUUCUUACCAACGCCUGCAUGGAGCUGUAACAGACGAACUUCCAGGUUUAAUCAGAGUUUACAAAGAUGGCCAUGUCGAAAGAUCACAGAUAGUUCCAUGUGUCACUACCAGAUUGGCUCCAGAGCUUGGAGUACUCUCAAGAGACACAAUCAUUGACAGAGUCUCUAACAUUUGGGCACGUUUUUAUGUUCCAACAACCUCGGAAGAUCGAAAACCUUUGAUUGUAUAUUUUCAUGGAGGUGGAUUUUGUGUCGGGUCGUCUGCUUGGAGUUGCUAUCAUGAGUUUCUGUCAAAAUUAGCUGCAAAAACAGACUGUUUGGUUAUGUCUGUUAAUUACCGUUUAGCGCCUGAAAAUCCUCUUCCUGCUGCUUAUGAAGAUGGGAUUACGGCUCUAAUGUGGUUAAAAAAACUGUCUGUAUCAAAUUGUGAUAGUGGUCAAAGUUGGUGGACUAAACAGUGCAAUUUCUCCAAUAUUUUUCUUGCUGGGGAUAGUGCUGGUGCCAAUAUAGUCUACAAUGUUAUUUCUAUGGUGGGUUCUGAUACUACUUUAAAUCUCAAAGGAAUGAUUAUGAUCCAACCCUUUUUCGGAGGAGAGGCGAGGACCGAUUCGGAGAAGAAUUUAGUACAAUCGCCUCGGUCAGCGCUUAGUUUGGCGGCAUCGGAUACGUAUUGGAGACUCGCAUUGCCACGCGGGGCUAAUCGCGACCAUCGAUGGUGUAAUCCGAUGGCGAAAUUGAAGGAUGGAGGUGAAAUUAUUGUACAAUUGCCAAUGAUGGUGUGUAUAUCAGAGAUGGAUAUAUUAAGAGACAGGAAUUUGGAAUUUGUUAAUUCAGAUUUGGUGUGUAAAGGUAAGAAGAAGAGAGUUGUGCAUAAAGGUGUAGGACAUGCCUUUCAGAUUUUAAGUAAGUCUCAAAUUGCACAAACUAGAACUAUUGAGAUGAUGUCUGAAAUUAAUGAUUUUAUUAGUGGGUGCUACAUUUCUACAUAAACUUUUAUGUAGUGUAGUGCUAUUGUAAAUUUGUAUUUAAUUACUAUAUGUUCUGAUAAAAAAAUAGCUAGAGGUAUGGGUUUGACAUGGAAGAUGAUUCCACAAUGUACAUGAUAGAAGAUCAAUUCUUCAUAUUUCAUAGCUUUAUACAGUUCUCUUUCAGGAAAAAUAGACAUUUAAUCAAGAA